UGCGAGGGUGCGAGUCACCAAAAUGUUACAAGAGGAUGCUGAAAUCCCAUGUUCUGUUGGGGAGAUACAAUAUGUUCGAGAUACUUAUGACACAUUUCUUCCUUGGCCAAAAGAUUUAAUUAUGACUGACCAGGGUCCUCUAAGAAAGAAACCUCCUAUGUCAAAAAGUUCAUCCAAGGAUAUGUCAAAACCUCCUAUGACUAGCCCGCAUCUGUCAUCAGCUGGGUCUCACAUCAAUCCAGAAAACACUCUGACCGAAGGCCAACCAUUUGCCGAUCACAUCAUGAAUCGCAUCCAUGUUAGCCUUCAGUUUAUGGUGAGAGAAUUUUGCAGAGUUAAGGGAAUAAACUCAGUCGUCUCCAUUCCAGUGGACCCAACAUUCAUGAAUCGCGAGUCAAUAUUCCUAACUUCAGAGGAUGUGGAACAAGUUGCUACCUUGCAUAUGAUUGGAGGCUCAGCAAUGAUAUUCGGAUUAAGGUAUCCCUUAAACUAAUUCUUUGGAAUGAUAGGAAUUUAGAAUCAGUUAUGAGUACUGCUCUGUGAUCUGUUGAAAAUUUUCAUAGACAUUGAAUGUUUACAGGUUUGGGAAGUCCUAUUUAUA
Molecule: messenger RNA, 601 nt
Organism: Humulus lupulus (European hop)
Lineage: Eukaryota; Viridiplantae; Streptophyta; Magnoliopsida; Rosales; Cannabaceae
Exons: 2
Coding region: 23-493 (156 amino acids)
Source: RefSeq, a predicted model, not a curated record